AAGUGGUUUGACAUGGCGCGGGAAGAGAGCAACAUGGAGGUCAGCGGUGAAGCAGACAUUCUCUCUCCGUCCACUUUAAAACUAUACGAGGCUCAGUUUUUCGGCUUCACCCCGCAGACCUGCAUGUUGCGGGUGUACAGCGUCUUCCAGGACUGCAUGUACGACAUCUUACCCGUGGUGGAGAAGGUGUGUGUGAGGCAGCUGAGUAAAGGCGAGUCGGACGCGGCGGAGGAGCUGCUGCGGAGCCGGGCUCGGGAGUGCAGCCGCAAACUGCAGCAGUUCCUGGAGGAGCGCUUCAAGCAGCUGUCGGAGCGGAUGGAGGCGCUGCUGGUGAACCGCUGCUUCUCUGUACCGCCCAAUGUGCUGCUGCCCGAAGACCAGACCCACAACAAAUACCCCCAGGGGCUCCAGGACAUGCUGAGGCUGGAGUCGUCCCUGACAGACAUGCAGAGAGCCUAUGAAGCAGAGGUCUGCGCCAGACAAGCGCUGCUGGCCGAGCUGGAGGAGCAGAGAGAGGUGCAGAAGCAGCUGGAUGGUAUCCGGGCUUGGGUCAGAGAGCUGCAGGCAGCCUGGGUGAAGGAAGGUAACGGCAACUUUAGUGAAAGUUUCCGACUGGUCAUGGAGUCGGUAAAGAACCUGCAAGAGGCCAUCGCAGAGGUCUACAAGAAAGCGCCUCACUGAACUGACCUCAAAUUUGAUCACAAUAUUCCUCCAGAACUUUAAUAAUGUUGUUUUUCAUUCUAUUUUUUUUUUAACAACAGCAGUGCAAUGUAAAUAAUAAAACGCAUGGAACUAUUUGUGCCAGUUAAGUUGUUUCUUUUCCCUUAAAGUCAGGUACUUUUGUUAUGUACCUCCUCUUUAAAUUGUACAUUAAACUCCACAUUAAAUGGUAAUUGAGUUCAGCACAACUCUACCUUCUUAACAAAUUGUAUCUACUUAACUUUAUGUGUAACUGUAAGGUGAUUGUGUUUGUUUUAAUUACAUUUUUCAGGAUUGCAUAAUGUUGUUGACAUUGUUUUCACCACAAUGAACAACAGCAGUGAUGGACAGCAGAGGUCGCUCUUGGCAUGUUACUACACCUGAGCCAGUCAAAUCCAUGAAUGCUGAAGCGAUCACACUUCUUGAUCAAUAUCUGAGAUAAAAAUAUUUAAUUUAAAAAAUGUAAAGUAGGAGGCAUUGGUUUAAUUGUACAUUAGGGAAAUUAGUAUGUAAAGGUUGUUAUUAUUAUUAUUUUUAUUAUUCAACCAGUUAUUUAGAAUUUUUAUAAUGGAAUUAAGUACUUUUCUACAAAAACAAGCCCAUGCACUGCCGAUGGUCAAUUUGCGGUUCUAUGUUAAACAGAAAUAAUUUAAUAAUAGAUUUUGGUAGUUGUCCCUGACUCCUUUUGAGGGUUAACGACAGAGGAUGUCACACCUUGUUAAGCCCAAUGAGACAAAUUAGGAUUUGAAUAUGGGCUAUACAAAUAAAAUUUGAUUGAUUCUGCUACAGAAA
Molecule: messenger RNA, 1491 nt
Organism: Pleuronectes platessa (European plaice)
Lineage: Eukaryota; Metazoa; Chordata; Actinopteri; Pleuronectiformes; Pleuronectidae
Gene: mis12
Product: MIS12 kinetochore complex component
Exons: 2
Coding region: 13-681 (222 amino acids)
Biological process (GO): mitotic cell cycle; mitotic sister chromatid segregation; kinetochore assembly
Cellular component (GO): chromosome, centromeric region; nucleus
Source: RefSeq, a predicted model, not a curated record